AUGGCGUGGGGUGCUCGCACAUACCUGCAAGCUCGCACAUACCUGCAAGCUCGCACAUACCUGCAAGCUCGCACAUACCUGCAAGCUCGCACAUACCUGCAAGCUCGCACAUACCUGCAAGCUCGCACAUACCUGCAAGCUCGCACAUACCUGCAAGCUCGCACAUACCUGCAAGCUCGCACAUACCUGCAAGCUCGCACAUACCUGCAAGCUCGCACAUACCUGCAAGCUCGCACAUACCUGCAAGCUCGCACAUACCUGCAAGCUCGCACAUACCUGCAAGCUCGCACAUACCUGCAAGCUCGCACAUACCUGCAAGCUCGCACAUACCUGCAAGCUCGCACAUACCUGCAAGCUCGCACAUACCUGCAAGCUCGCACAUACCUGCAAGCUCGCACAUACCUGCAAGCUCGCACAUACCUGCAAGCUCGCACAUACCUGCAAGCUCGCACAUACCUGCAAGCUCGCACAUACCUGCAAGCUCGCACAUACCUGCAAGCUCGCACAUACCUGCAAGCUCGCACAUACCUGCAAGCUCGCACAUACCUGCAAGCUCGCACAUACCUGCAAGCUCGCACAUACCUGCAAGCUCGCACAUACCUGCAAGCUCGCACAUACCUGCAAGCUCGCACAUACCUGCAAGCUCGCACAUACCUGCAAGCUCGCACAUACCUGCAAGCUCGCACAUACCUGCAAGCUCGCACAUACCUGCAAGCUCGCACAUACCUGCAAGCUCGCACAUACCUGCAAGCUCGCACAUACCUGCAAGCUCGCACAUACCUGCAAGCUCGCACAUACCUGCAAGCUCGCACAUACCUGCAAGCUCGCACAUACCUGCAAGCUCGCACAUACCUGCAAGCUCGCACAUACCUGCAAGCUCGCACAUACCUGCAAGCUCGCACAUACCUGCAAGCUCGCACAUACCUGCAAGCUCGCACAUACCUGCAAGCUCGCACAUACCUGCAAGCUCGCACAUACCUGCAAGCUCGCACAUACCUGCAAGCUCGCACAUACCUGCAAGCUCGCACAUACCUGCAAGCUCGCACAUACCUGCAAGCUCGCACAUACCUGCAAGCUCGCACAUACCUGCAAGCUCGCACAUACCUGCAAGCUCGCACAUACCUGCAAGCUCGCACAUACCUGCAAGCUCGCACAUACCUGCAAGCUCGCACAUACCUGCAAGCUCGCACAUACCUGCAAGCUCGCACAUACCUGCAAGCUCGCACAUACCUGCAAGCUCGCACAUACCUGCAAGCUCGCACAUACCUGCAAGCUCGCACAUACCUGCAAGCUCGCACAUACCUGCAAGCUCGCACAUACCUGCAAGCUCGCACAUACCUGCAAGCUCGCACAUACCUGCAAGCUCGCACAUACCUGCAAGCUCGCACAUACCUGCAAGCUCGCACAUACCUGCAAGCUCGCACAUACCUGCAAGCUCGCACAUACCUGCAAGCUCGCACAUACCUGCAAGCUCGCACAUACCUGCAAGCUCGCACAUACCUGCAAGCUCGCACAUACCUGCAAGCUCGCACAUACCUGCAAGCUCGCACAUACCUGCAAGCUCGCACAUACCUGCAAGCUCGCACAUACCUGCAAGCUCGCACAUACCUGCAAGCUCGCACAUACCUGCAAGCUCGCACAUACCUGCAAGCUCGCACAUACCUGCAAGCUCGCACAUACCUGCAAGCUCGCACAUACCUGCAAGCUCGCACAUACCUGCAAGCUCGCACAUACCUGCAAGCUCGCACAUACCUGCAAGCUCGCACAUACCUGCAAGCUCGCACAUACCUGCAAGCUCGCACAUACCUGCAAGCUCGCACAUACCUGCAAGCUCGCACAUACCUGCAAGCUCGCACAUACCUGCAAGCUCGCACAUACCUGCAAGCUCGCACAUACCUGCAAGCUCGCACAUACCUGCAAGCUCGCACAUACCUGCAAGCUCGCACAUACCUGCAAGCUCGCACAUACCUGCAAGCUCGCACAUACCUGCAAGCUCGCACAUACCUGCAAGCUCGCACAUACCUGCAAGCUCGCACAUACCUGCAAGCUCGCACAUACCUGCAAGCUCGCACAUACCUGCAAGCUCGCACAUACCUGCAAGCUCGCACAUACCUGCAAGCUCGCACAUACCUGCAAGCUCGCACAUACCUGCAAGCUCGCACAUACCUGCAAGCUCGCACAUACCUGCAAGCUCGCACAUACCUGCAAGCUCGCACAUACCUGCAAGCUCGCACAUACCUGCAAGCUCGCACAUACCUGCAAGCUCGCACAUACCUGCAAGCUCGCACAUACCUGCAAGCUCGCACAUACCUGCAAGCUCGCACAUACCUGCAAGCUCGCACAUACCUGCAAGCUCGCACAUACCUGCAAGCUCGCACAUACCUGCAAGCUCGCACAUACCUGCAAGCUCGCACAUACCUGCAAGCUCGCACAUACCUGCAAGCUCGCACAUACCUGCAAGCUCGCACAUACCUGCAAGCUCGCACAUACCUGCAAGCUCGCACAUACCUGCAAGCUCGCACAUACCUGCAAGCUCGCACAUACCUGCAAGCUCGCACAUACCUGCAAGCUCGCACAUACCUGCAAGCUCGCACAUACCUGCAAGCUCGCACAUACCUGCAAGCUCGCACAUACCUGCAAGCUCGCACAUACCUGCAAGCUCGCACAUACCUGCAAGCUCGCACAUACCUGCAAGCUCGCACAUACCUGCAAGCUCGCACAUACCUGCAAGCUCGCACAUACCUGCAAGCUCGCACAUACCUGCAAGCUCGCACAUACCUGCAAGCUCGCACAUACCUGCAAGCUCGCACAUACCUGCAAGCUCGCACAUACCUGCAAGCUCGCACAUACCUGCAAGCUCGCACAUACCUGCAAGCUCGCACAUACCUGCAAGCUCGCACAUACCUGCAAGCUCGCACAUACCUGCAAGCUCGCACAUACCUGCAAGCUCGCACAUACCUGCAAGCUCGCACAUACCUGCAAGCUCGCACAUACCUGCAAGCUCGCACAUACCUGCAAGCUCGCACAUACCUGCAAGCUCGCACAUACCUGCAAGCUCGCACAUACCUGCAAGCUCGCACAUACCUGCAAGCUCGCACAUACCUGCAAGCUCGCACAUACCUGCAAGCUCGCACAUACCUGCAAGCUCGCACAUACCUGCAAGCUCGCACAUACCUGCAAGCUCGCACAUACCUGCAAGCUCGCACAUACCUGCAAGCUCGCACAUACCUGCAAGCUCGCACAUACCUGCAAGCUCGCACAUACCUGCAAGCUCGCACAUACCUGCAAGCUCGCACAUACCUGCAAGCUCGCACAUACCUGCAAGCUCGCACAUACCUGCAAGCUCGCACAUACCUGCAAGCUCGCACAUACCUGCAAGCUCGCACAUACCUGCAAGCUCGCACAUACCUGCAAGCUCGCACAUACCUGCAAGCUCGCACAUACCUGCAAGCUCGCACAUACCUGCAAGCUCGCACAUACCUGCAAGCUCGCACAUACCUGCAAGCUCGCACAUACCUGCAAGCUCGCACAUACCUGCAAGCUCGCACAUACCUGCAAGCUCGCACAUACCUGCAAGCUCGCACAUACCUGCAAGCUCGCACAUACCUGCAAGCUCGCACAUACCUGCAAGCUCGCACAUACCUGCAAGCUCGCACAUACCUGCAAGCUCGCACAUACCUGCAAGCUCGCACAUACCUGCAAGCUCGCACAUACCUGCAAGCUCGCACAUACCUGCAAGCUCGCACAUACCUGCAAGCUCGCACAUACCUGCAAGCUCGCACAUACCUGCAAGCUCGCACAUACCUGCAAGCUCGCACAUACCUGCAAGCUCGCACAUACCUGCAAGCUCGCACAUACCUGCAAGCUCGCACAUACCUGCAAGCUCGCACAUACCUGCAAGCUCGCACAUACCUGCAAGCUCGCACAUACCUGCAAGCUCGCACAUACCUGCAAGCUCGCACAUACCUGCAAGCUCGCACAUACCUGCAAGCUCGCACAUACCUGCAAGCUCGCACAUACCUGCAAGCUCGCACAUACCUGCAAGCUCGCACAUACCUGCAAGCUCGCACAUACCUGCAAGCUCGCACAUACCUGCAAGCUCGCACAUACCUGCAAGCUCGCACAUACCUGCAAGCUCGCACAUACCUGCAAGCUCGCACAUACCUGCAAGCUCGCACAUACCUGCAAGCUCGCACAUACCUGCAAGCUCGCACAUACCUGCAAGCUCGCACAUACCUGCAAGCUCGCACAUACCUGCAAGCUCGCACAUACCUGCAAGCUCGCACAUACCUGCAAGCUCGCACAUACCUGCAAGCUCGCACAUACCUGCAAGCUCGCACAUACCUGCAAGCUCGCACAUACCUGCAAGCUCGCACAUACCUGCAAGCUCGCACAUACCUGCAAGCUCGCACAUACCUGCAAGCUCGCACAUACCUGCAAGCUCGCACAUACCUGCAAGCUCGCACAUACCUGCAAGCUCGCACAUACCUGCAAGCUCGCACAUACCUGCAAGCUCGCACAUACCUGCAAGCUCGCACAUACCUGCAAGCUCGCACAUACCUGCAAGCUCGCACAUACCUGCAAGCUCGCACAUACCUGCAAGCUCGCACAUACCUGCAAGCUCGCACAUACCUGCAAGCUCGCACAUACCUGCAAGCUCGCACAUACCUGCAAGCUCGCACAUACCUGCAAGCUCGCACAUACCUGCAAGCUCGCACAUACCUGCAAGCUCGCACAUACCUGCAAGCUCGCACAUACCUGCAAGCUCGCACAUACCUGCAAGCUCGCACAUACCUGCAAGCUCGCACAUACCUGCAAGCUCGCACAUACCUGCAAGCUCGCACAUACCUGCAAGCUCGCACAUACCUGCAAGCUCGCACAUACCUGCAAGCUCGCACAUACCUGCAAGCUCGCACAUACCUGCAAGCUCGCACAUACCUGCAAGCUCGCACAUACCUGCAAGCUCGCACAUACCUGCAAGCUCGCACAUACCUGCAAGCUCGCACAUACCUGCAAGCUCGCACAUACCUGCAAGCUCGCACAUACCUGCAAGCUCGCACAUACCUGCAAGCUCGCACAUACCUGCAAGCUCGCACAUACCUGCAAGCUCGCACAUACCUGCAAGCUCGCACAUACCUGCAAGCUCGCACAUACCUGCAAGCUCGCACAUACCUGCAAGCUCGCACAUACCUGCAAGCUCGCACAUACCUGCAAGCUCGCACAUACCUGCAAGCUCGCACAUACCUGCAAGCUCGCACAUACCUGCAAGCUCGCACAUACCUGCAAGCUCGCACAUACCUGCAAGCUCGCACAUACCUGCAAGCUCGCACAUACCUGCAAGCUCGCACAUACCUGCAAGCUCGCACAUACCUGCAAGCUCGCACAUACCUGCAAGCUCGCACAUACCUGCAAGCUCGCACAUACCUGCAAGCUCGCACAUACCUGCAAGCUCGCACAUACCUGCAAGCUCGCACAUACCUGCAAGCUCGCACAUACCUGCAAGCUCGCACAUACCUGCAAGCUCGCACAUACCUGCAAGCUCGCACAUACCUGCAAGCUCGCACAUACCUGCAAGCUCGCACAUACCUGCAAGCUCGCACAUACCUGCAAGCUCGCACAUACCUGCAAGCUCGCACAUACCUGCAAGCUCGCACAUACCUGCAAGCUCGCACAUACCUGCAAGCUCGCACAUACCUGCAAGCUCGCACAUACCUGCAAGCUCGCACAUACCUGCAAGCUCGCACAUACCUGCAAGCUCGCACAUACCUGCAAGCUCGCACAUACCUGCAAGCUCGCACAUACCUGCAAGCUCGCACAUACCUGCAAGCUCGCACAUACCUGCAAGCUCGCACAUACCUGCAAGCUCGCACAUACCUGCAAGCUCGCACAUACCUGCAAGCUCGCACAUACCUGCAAGCUCGCACAUACCUGCAAGCUCGCACAUACCUGCAAGCUCGCACAUACCUGCAAGCUCGCACAUACCUGCAAGCUCGCACAUACCUGCAAGCUCGCACAUACCUGCAAGCUCGCACAUACCUGCAAGCUCGCACAUACCUGCAAGCUCGCACAUACCUGCAAGCUCGCACAUACCUGCAAGCUCGCACAUACCUGCAAGCUCGCACAUACCUGCAAGCUCGCACAUACCUGCAAGCUCGCACAUACCUGCAAGCUCGCACAUACCUGCAAGCUCGCACAUACCUGCAAGCUCGCACAUACCUGCAAGCUCGCACAUACCUGCAAGCUCGCACAUACCUGCAAGCUCGCACAUACCUGCAAGCUCGCACAUACCUGCAAGCUCGCACAUACCUGCAAGCUCGCACAUACCUGCAAGCUCGCACAUACCUGCAAGCUCGCACAUACCUGCAAGCUCGCACAUACCUGCAAGCUCGCACAUACCUGCAAGCUCGCACAUACCUGCAAGCUCGCACAUACCUGCAAGCUCGCACAUACCUGCAAGCUCGCACAUACCUGCAAGCUCGCACAUACCUGCAAGCUCGCACAUACCUGCAAGCUCGCACAUACCUGCAAGCUCGCACAUACCUGCAAGCUCGCACAUACCUGCAAGCUCGCACAUACCUGCAAGCUCGCACAUACCUGCAAGCUCGCACAUACCUGCAAGCUCGCACAUACCUGCAAGCUCGCACAUACCUGCAAGCUCGCACAUACCUGCAAGCUCGCACAUACCUGCAAGCUCGCACAUACCUGCAAGCUCGCACAUACCUGCAAGCUCGCACAUACCUGCAAGCUCGCACAUACCUGCAAGCUCGCACAUACCUGCAAGCUCGCACAUACCUGCAAGCUCGCACAUACCUGCAAGCUCGCACAUACCUGCAAGCUCGCACAUACCUGCAAGCUCGCACAUACCUGCAAGCUCGCACAUACCUGCAAGCUCGCACAUACCUGCAAGCUCGCACAUACCUGCAAGCUCGCACAUACCUGCAAGCUCGCACAUACCUGCAAGCUCGCACAUACCUGCAAGCUCGCACAUACCUGCAAGCUCGCACAUACCUGCAAGCUCGCACAUACCUGCAAGCUCGCACAUACCUGCAAGCUCGCACAUACCUGCAAGCUCGCACAUACCUGCAAGCUCGCACAUACCUGCAAGCUCGCACAUACCUGCAAGCUCGCACAUACCUGCAAGCUCGCACAUACCUGCAAGCUCGCACAUACCUGCAAGCUCGCACAUACCUGCAAGCUCGCACAUACCUGCAAGCUCGCACAUACCUGCAAGCUCGCACAUACCUGCAAGCUCGCACAUACCUGCAAGCUCGCACAUACCUGCAAGCUCGCACAUACCUGCAAGCUCGCACAUACCUGCAAGCUCGCACAUACCUGCAAGCUCGCACAUACCUGCAAGCUCGCACAUACCUGCAAGCUCGCACAUACCUGCAAGCUCGCACAUACCUGCAAGCUCGCACAUACCUGCAAGCUCGCACAUACCUGCAAGCUCGCACAUACCUGCAAGCUCGCACAUACCUGCAAGCUCGCACAUACCUGCAAGCUCGCACAUACCUGCAAGCUCGCACAUACCUGCAAGCUCGCACAUACCUGCAAGCUCGCACAUACCUGCAAGCUCGCACAUACCUGCAAGCUCGCACAUACCUGCAAGCUCGCACAUACCUGCAAGCUCGCACAUACCUGCAAGCUCGCACAUACCUGCAAGCUCGCACAUACCUGCAAGCUCGCACAUACCUGCAAGCUCGCACAUACCUGCAAGCUCGCACAUACCUGCAAGCUCGCACAUACCUGCAAGCUCGCACAUACCUGCAAGCUCGCACAUACCUGCAAGCUCGCACAUACCUGCAAGCUCGCACAUACCUGCAAGCUCGCACAUACCUGCAAGCUCGCACAUACCUGCAAGCUCGCACAUACCUGCAAGCUCGCACAUACCUGCAAGCUCGCACAUACCUGCAAGCUCGCACAUACCUGCAAGCUCGCACAUACCUGCAAGCUCGCACAUACCUGCAAGCUCGCACAUACCUGCAAGCUCGCACAUACCUGCAAGCUCGCACAUACCUGCAAGCUCGCACAUACCUGCAAGCUCGCACAUACCUGCAAGCUCGCACAUACCUGCAAGCUCGCACAUACCUGCAAGCUCGCACAUACCUGCAAGCUCGCACAUACCUGCAAGCUCGCACAUACCUGCAAGCUCGCACAUACCUGCAAGCUCGCACAUACCUGCAAGCUCGCACAUACCUGCAAGCUCGCACAUACCUGCAAGCUCGCACAUACCUGCAAGCUCGCACAUACCUGCAAGCUCGCACAUACCUGCAAGCUCGCACAUACCUGCAAGCUCGCACAUACCUGCAAGCUCGCACAUACCUGCAAGCUCGCACAUACCUGCAAGCUCGCACAUACCUGCAAGCUCGCACAUACCUGCAAGCUCGCACAUACCUGCAAGCUCGCACAUACCUGCAAGCUCGCACAUACCUGCAAGCUCGCACAUACCUGCAAGCUCGCACAUACCUGCAAGCUCGCACAUACCUGCAAGCUCGCACAUACCUGCAAGCUCGCACAUACCUGCAAGCUCGCACAUACCUGCAAGCUCGCACAUACCUGCAAGCUCGCACAUACCUGCAAGCUCGCACAUACCUGCAAGCUCGCACAUACCUGCAAGCUCGCACAUACCUGCAAGCUCGCACAUACCUGCAAGCUCGCACAUACCUGCAAGCUCGCACAUACCUGCAAGCUCGCACAUACCUGCAAGCUCGCACAUACCUGCAAGCUCGCACAUACCUGCAAGCUCGCACAUACCUGCAAGCUCGCACAUACCUGCAAGCUCGCACAUACCUGCAAGCUCGCACAUACCUGCAAGCUCGCACAUACCUGCAAGCUCGCACAUACCUGCAAGCUCGCACAUACCUGCAAGCUCGCACAUACCUGCAAGCUCGCACAUACCUGCAAGCUCGCACAUACCUGCAAGCUCGCACAUACCUGCAAGCUCGCACAUACCUGCAAGCUCGCACAUACCUGCAAGCUCGCACAUACCUGCAAGCUCGCACAUACCUGCAAGCUCGCACAUACCUGCAAGCUCGCACAUACCUGCAAGCUCGCACAUACCUGCAAGCUCGCACAUACCUGCAAGCUCGCACAUACCUGCAAGCUCGCACAUACCUGCAAGCUCGCACAUACCUGCAAGCUCGCACAUACCUGCAAGCUCGCACAUACCUGCAAGCUCGCACAUACCUGCAAGCUCGCACAUACCUGCAAGCUCGCACAUACCUGCAAGCUCGCACAUACCUGCAAGCUCGCACAUACCUGCAAGCUCGCACAUACCUGCAAGCUCGCACAUACCUGCAAGCUCGCACAUACCUGCAAGCUCGCACAUACCUGCAAGCUCGCACAUACCUGCAAGCUCGCACAUACCUGCAAGCUCGCACAUACCUGCAAGCUCGCACAUACCUGCAAGCUCGCACAUACCUGCAAGCUCGCACAUACCUGCAAGCUCGCACAUACCUGCAAGCUCGCACAUACCUGCAAGCUCGCACAUACCUGCAAGCUCGCACAUACCUGCAAGCUCGCACAUACCUGCAAGCUCGCACAUACCUGCAAGCUCGCACAUACCUGCAAGCUCGCACAUACCUGCAAGCUCGCACAUACCUGCAAGCUCGCACAUACCUGCAAGCUCGCACAUACCUGCAAGCUCGCACAUACCUGCAAGCUCGCACAUACCUGCAAGCUCGCACAUACCUGCAAGCUCGCACAUACCUGCAAGCUCGCACAUACCUGCAAGCUCGCACAUACCUGCAAGCUCGCACAUACCUGCAAGCUCGCACAUACCUGCAAGCUCGCACAUACCUGCAAGCUCGCACAUACCUGCAAGCUCGCACAUACCUGCAAGCUCGCACAUACCUGCAAGCUCGCACAUACCUGCAAGCUCGCACAUACCUGCAAGCUCGCACAUACCUGCAAGCUCGCACAUACCUGCAAGCUCGCACAUACCUGCAAGCUCGCACAUACCUGCAAGCUCGCACAUACCUGCAAGCUCGCACAUACCUGCAAGCUCGCACAUACCUGCAAGCUCGCACAUACCUGCAAGCUCGCACAUACCUGCAAGCUCGCACAUACCUGCAAGCUCGCACAUACCUGCAAGCUCGCACAUACCUGCAAGCUCGCACAUACCUGCAAGCUCGCACAUACCUGCAAGCUCGCACAUACCUGCAAGCUCGCACAUACCUGCAAGCUCGCACAUACCUGCAAGCUCGCACAUACCUGCAAGCUCGCACAUACCUGCAAGCUCGCACAUACCUGCAAGCUCGCACAUACCUGCAAGCUCGCACAUACCUGCAAGCUCGCACAUACCUGCAAGCUCGCACAUACCUGCAAGCUCGCACAUACCUGCAAGCUCGCACAUACCUGCAAGCUCGCACAUACCUGCAAGCUCGCACAUACCUGCAAGCUCGCACAUACCUGCAAGCUCGCACAUACCUGCAAGCUCGCACAUACCUGCAAGCUCGCACAUACCUGCAAGCUCGCACAUACCUGCAAGCUCGCACAUACCUGCAAGCUCGCACAUACCUGCAAGCUCGCACAUACCUGCAAGCUCGCACAUACCUGCAAGCUCGCACAUACCUGCAAGCUCGCACAUACCUGCAAGCUCGCACAUACCUGCAAGCUCGCACAUACCUGCAAGCUCGCACAUACCUGCAAGCUCGCACAUACCUGCAAGCUCGCACAUACCUGCAAGCUCGCACAUACCUGCAAGCUCGCACAUACCUGCAAGCUCGCACAUACCUGCAAGCUCGCACAUACCUGCAAGCUCGCACAUACCUGCAAGCUCGCACAUACCUGCAAGCUCGCACAUACCUGCAAGCUCGCACAUACCUGCAAGCUCGCACAUACCUGCAAGCUCGCACAUACCUGCAAGCUCGCACAUACCUGCAAGCUCGCACAUACCUGCAAGCUCGCACAUACCUGCAAGCUCGCACAUACCUGCAAGCUCGCACAUACCUGCAAGCUCGCACAUACCUGCAAGCUCGCACAUACCUGCAAGCUCGCACAUACCUGCAAGCUCGCACAUACCUGCAAGCUCGCACAUACCUGCAAGCUCGCACAUACCUGCAAGCUCGCACAUACCUGCAAGCUCGCACAUACCUGCAAGCUCGCACAUACCUGCAAGCUCGCACAUACCUGCAAGCUCGCACAUACCUGCAAGCUCGCACAUACCUGCAAGCUCGCACAUACCUGCAAGCUCGCACAUACCUGCAAGCUCGCACAUACCUGCAAGCUCGCACAUACCUGCAAGCUCGCACAUACCUGCAAGCUCGCACAUACCUGCAAGCUCGCACAUACCUGCAAGCUCGCACAUACCUGCAAGCUCGCACAUACCUGCAAGCUCGCACAUACCUGCAAGCUCGCACAUACCUGCAAGCUCGCACAUACCUGCAAGCUCGCACAUACCUGCAAGCUCGCACAUACCUGCAAGCUCGCACAUACCUGCAAGCUCGCACAUACCUGCAAGCUCGCACAUACCUGCAAGCUCGCACAUACCUGCAAGCUCGCACAUACCUGCAAGCUCGCACAUACCUGCAAGCUCGCACAUACCUGCAAGCUCGCACAUACCUGCAAGCUCGCACAUACCUGCAAGCUCGCACAUACCUGCAAGCUCGCACAUACCUGCAAGCUCGCACAUACCUGCAAGCUCGCACAUACCUGCAAGCUCGCACAUACCUGCAAGCUCGCACAUACCUGCAAGCUCGCACAUACCUGCAAGCUCGCACAUACCUGCAAGCUCGCACAUACCUGCAAGCUCGCACAUACCUGCAAGCUCGCACAUACCUGCAAGCUCGCACAUACCUGCAAGCUCGCACAUACCUGCAAGCUCGCACAUACCUGCAAGCUCGCACAUACCUGCAAGCUCGCACAUACCUGCAAGCUCGCACAUACCUGCAAGCUCGCACAUACCUGCAAGCUCGCACAUACCUGCAAGCUCGCACAUACCUGCAAGCUCGCACAUACCUGCAAGCUCGCACAUACCUGCAAGCUCGCACAUACCUGCAAGCUCGCACAUACCUGCAAGCUCGCACAUACCUGCAAGCUCGCACAUACCUGCAAGCUCGCACAUACCUGCAAGCUCGCACAUACCUGCAAGCUCGCACAUACCUGCAAGCUCGCACAUACCUGCAAGCUCGCACAUACCUGCAAGCUCGCACAUACCUGCAAGCUCGCACAUACCUGCAAGCUCGCACAUACCUGCAAGCUCGCACAUACCUGCAAGCUCGCACAUACCUGCAAGCUCGCACAUACCUGCAAGCUCGCACAUACCUGCAAGCUCGCACAUACCUGCAAGCUCGCACAUACCUGCAAGCUCGCACAUACCUGCAAGCUCGCACAUACCUGCAAGCUCGCACAUACCUGCAAGCUCGCACAUACCUGCAAGCUCGCACAUACCUGCAAGCUCGCACAUACCUGCAAGCUCGCACAUACCUGCAAGCUCGCACAUACCUGCAAGCUCGCACAUACCUGCAAGCUCGCACAUACCUGCAAGCUCGCACAUACCUGCAAGCUCGCACAUACCUGCAAGCUCGCACAUACCUGCAAGCUCGCACAUACCUGCAAGCUCGCACAUACCUGCAAGCUCGCACAUACCUGCAAGCUCGCACAUACCUGCAAGCUCGCACAUACCUGCAAGCUCGCACAUACCUGCAAGCUCGCACAUACCUGCAAGCUCGCACAUACCUGCAAGCUCGCACAUACCUGCAAGCUCGCACAUACCUGCAAGCUCGCACAUACCUGCAAGCUCGCACAUACCUGCAAGCUCGCACAUACCUGCAAGCUCGCACAUACCUGCAAGCUCGCACAUACCUGCAAGCUCGCACAUACCUGCAAGCUCGCACAUACCUGCAAGCUCGCACAUACCUGCAAGCUCGCACAUACCUGCAAGCUCGCACAUACCUGCAAGCUCGCACAUACCUGCAAGCUCGCACAUACCUGCAAGCUCGCACAUACCUGCAAGCUCGCACAUACCUGCAAGCUCGCACAUACCUGCAAGCUCGCACAUACCUGCAAGCUCGCACAUACCUGCAAGCUCGCACAUACCUGCAAGCUCGCACAUACCUGCAAGCUCGCACAUACCUGCAAGCUCGCACAUACCUGCAAGCUCGCACAUACCUGCAAGCUCGCACAUACCUGCAAGCUCGCACAUACCUGCAAGCUCGCACAUACCUGCAAGCUCGCACAUACCUGCAAGCUCGCACAUAA
Messenger RNA from Closterium sp. Naga37s-1, 13200 nucleotides. The record is from the annotation of a GenBank genome assembly. Lineage: Eukaryota; Viridiplantae; Streptophyta; Zygnematophyceae; Desmidiales; Closteriaceae.